Messenger RNA from Sphaeroforma arctica JP610, 368 nucleotides. RefSeq lists its product as hypothetical. Bases 6 to 368 code for a protein of 120 amino acids. NCBI's taxonomy places the organism in Eukaryota, Ichthyosporea, Ichthyophonida. The record is from RefSeq and is a predicted model, not a curated record. The transcript is spliced from 3 exons. Gene Ontology annotation, biological process: phosphatidylinositol dephosphorylation.
CAGAGAUGUGCGGGUAUCAGAAGGGCGGUAUGUCGCAUCUGUGGCUAAGAGAGUACGACGCAAAACCCACCGAACCCGACGACGACGAGAAUGACAUGGAUGCCUUCGAGACAUACGAAGACAGUUGGUCUGCCUCUGGGGUGGGCAUGGCAGCCUCAGGACUCACACCCGAUGCAAUGAUAGAGCAUGAUUGGAUCAACCAGACGCUGCGAGGCAGAAUCGACGAGUAUACCGUAACCAAGCCAAUCAAAGUGGUGUGUGGCACAUGGAAUGUAUGUGAGAAACUGCCGCAGGACGACUUAACGGAUUGGCUCAACACAUACGAGAACAAGGAUGCUGAUAUCUACGCUAUAGGUCUACAAGUAUGA